AUGGCCACAGUAUUUGAUGAAAUUCUAGUCCAGGAUAUUGUGGAACUGAACAAAUCGACACCCACCAAAAUGGCAAAGGCAGCAGGGACGCUGUCCACGGUGGCACCCACGGAAAGAGAACUGUCCCCUGUCUCUUCCAUGUUCUCUGCCGAAGAAGUACGUCUUAAAGAGAAUGAUCACAGCGGCGCUUCUGAGGAACACCUAGAAAAGCAGCUGUCUUCGGGGCACACAGACAGACUUUCUUCCGUUGGUAAAUGCGGCCUGGCCAUCGCCCCCACUGAGUGCACGCAUGCGAGUGGCCAGCGUCCCGUGAGUCCCAGAGUCGGGGACGGCUGGCAGGGCCAGGCCCGAGCCUUGGUGACCCCCCGAACGAAGACGCCGCAAGGCAAACGCAAGGCUGGCCAAACCUCUGCCUCCCCGGAUGCCUGCCUGAAUGCCGAUCAUGAACUUAACACACGGGCCGCUGCUGCGGUUCUGGAAGCCAUGCUGUGGCCUCUGUGUAGGGCUGACCGGGACGUGUGGCGGCUGGGCCGUGGCCGCGUGGCCGGUGGCAUCGCCCCCUCGCCCCGUCUGCACCAGGACCACUCAGCCCACGUUCCUUUCCCCUUCUGCUCCGGGAUGGCUGCACGGCGCACUGCCUUCAAGUUGUACUGCUGUGGGAUCAGCUGCAGAAAACGAGUGCCCACAGGAAAUCAGUUCCUCAACAAACAAAAAUGUUCUUACUGGAGGCAGGUCCUUGAUUGUUUUCAGCUGUCUGAUCGCGGCCUGUCCAGUCUUGGGUGUAGAAGUGGCCUCAGAGAGCCCCUGUCUGGAGUCCAGUCGUUCCUCUCUGUGGGGAGGACGUGGGGCCAGGACUCAGCUGCACCUGCCCCCCUUUGUCUGGAGUGCUUGAUGCAGCUGGUGAGAGCUGGGGCCACCCUCAAUGUGUCCACCUCACGCUACGCCCAGACGCCCGCCCACAUCGCUGCCUUUGGAGGGCACCCUCAGUGCCUGGUCUGGCUGAUCCAAGCAGGAGCCAACAUUAACAAACCGGACUGUGAGGGUGAAACCCCCAUUCACAAGGCGGCUCGCUCUGGGAGCCUGGACUGCAUCAGCGCCCUUGUGGCCAACGGGGCCGAAGUCAACCUGAGAAAUGCCAGUGGCCUGACGGCAGCAGACAUUGCACAUACCCAGGGUUUCCAAGCGUGUGCCCAGUUUCUCUUGAACCUCCAGAACUGUCACCUGAACCGUUUCUAUAACAAUGGCGCCCUAAACGGGGGCCAUCAGAGCGUGUUUCCUAGCCACGUUGGCGUGGGGACAAAUCGAAAGCGAUGCUUGGAAGACUCGGAAGCCUUUGGAGUCAAGAAAGCCAGAACCGAAGCUCAAAGCUUGGAUUCUGCCAUGCCACUCGUGAAUGGCGAGACAGAAGACGACGGUGACAACAUGCACGUUGAUAGAGAGUUUGCUGUCGUAACAGAUGUGAAAAACAGUAGCUCCGUAUUGAACACAUUGACAAAUGGAUGUGUCGCCAAUGGACACAGGGACUUCCCCUCCACGACCCCGCUCGGUGGGACGGACGGCAGGAAUGGCCCGUGCCUGGCGGCACCCAUCGGGAGUAGCCCUGGACUCGCCCCGGGACAGCCGUUCCCCGGUGGCAGGGGCUCCCUCCGAGUCGGUGGGCCUGAGGAGCCGGGAAAGCCCGCGAGAGCAAACCCUGAGCUGUGCGGGUCCCUGCACCUGGACGGGAGCCCAAGCAGCUGCGUGGCCAGCAGGCCUUCCUGGGUGGACGACGCCGGGGACAACUUGUACUACGGACACUACCACGGCUUCGGGGACACGGCCGAGAGCAUCCCCGAGCUGAACAGUGUGCUGGAGCACUCCAACUCCGUGAAGGUGCAGGAGCGCUACGACAGCGCCAUCCUGGGCACCAUGCACCUGUACCACGGCUCCUAGGCGGCGCCAGCGGGGGGCAUCCCAACUUGGACUGGCCCGCACCGCAGCUUCCUCUUCCCACCCCAGUGAGCGCGUGUCUGACCCUAAUGGGGCUUGCUGAGCGCAUAGGCCCUUCCACCGUGGGUGUGGGUCCUUCUGCAGGAUGCCAGUCUCAGUAUUUCUUUCGGAAUGCUGUCACAGGACGCUGCCACUUUUCCUUCUGUCAGAUUGAGUCAUGCGCUCAAGGGCAGUAAGGGCAGUGAGCAGGUGCCUGGGAACGAAUCUCUGCUCGCACUCGGGCCUCGACUUUGAAAGCUUUUACUGUGCUCUGGAGAAUCCACGACAGAACACAGCAAUUCCCUAUGCAAGGCACAGCCUUACAAAGAUCGCUUGCAGUGGUUUGUGUGAAGAGAAGGACGCUUGUCUCUUUCCGUGUCUUUCAUUGCAAGUCACCAUGUGGUGAAGGCGUUAGUCGUAGACACAGUGGUCAGGGACCAGUGGUCCCUCCUUCGAUGACAUAGAUCACUGCCCGGGCCUCUGGAGAACAGGCCCAGCCUGGGGCUGCAUUCUGAUUUAUUGUGUUUUUAUUCCACCACUCCUCCUUGGUCUCUAGAACUUUUACCACAGAUGCCAGAUUCCUUUCUAUGUUGUGGAAGUUACUAUUUGUAGAAACUGUCAGGUCAAAAUAUUUAACUGACUCUUUGGACUUAUGUUUUCUUCCUUCCUUGUUUUUUGGGAUUUUCUGCUUUAAAAUAUAUACCACUAUGUAUAUCCAGUUACCUGAGAGAAUUUUGACUCUCUCUUAUACAACUGCAUUAAGUUUAUGAUUUUAUAGAAGCUAGGUUUUGUUUAGGCAACUAGUGGUCACACUGUGCAAAUAUUGUAAUGAAUUUUUACUUUUCUGAUUUUUUGUAAUAAAAAUUGGUGCAGAUAGAGAACAUGUCAACCGAACAAACCAAUGUUCUAAGAUUGUUACUAACAUUUUGUUUAAACUGUUCUUUAUGAAUUGAAUAAAAGACUCUCAUGCA
Molecule: messenger RNA, 2939 nt
Organism: Carlito syrichta (Philippine tarsier)
Lineage: Eukaryota; Metazoa; Chordata; Mammalia; Primates; Tarsiidae
Product: ankyrin repeat domain-containing protein 10-like
Exons: 13
Coding region: 1-1932 (643 amino acids)
Cellular component (GO): acrosomal vesicle
Molecular function (GO): protein binding
Source: RefSeq, a predicted model, not a curated record